AUGUCGGUCGACGCCCAACCUUCGGCGGCUGACCCGCAGUCCACUGUCCUCUCUGAGAAACCUACGACCGAACAGAGGAAACCUAUACACAGCAUCUGCCUUGACACAGGCCCAUUGAUCAAGAACGACCCCCCGGUCAGCACGCUCAUCGCCCAGGCGGACGAACUCUUCACACUGCCGUCGAUUAUUGACGAAAUUCGCGAUGCCGCUACGCGCACCCGAGUUGAGACAACGCUACUUCCCUUUGUCAAGUUACGGAAUCCCCGCCCCGCGAGCGUCAAAUUCAUUACCGAUUUCGCGCGUCGGACUGGCGACCUUGAAGUCAUGAGCAGGCCCGACAUUCAACUACUAGCGCUCACAUAUGAACUUGAACUGGAGCAGAAUAACGGCGACUGGAGGCUGCGGAAGGACCCGAAUCAGAAGGGUAUCAGCGGUAAGCCGCAUGGAAACGACGGCGGCCUAGAAAAGGAUAGCGUCGAUAUAGCGGAGGACAGCAAAGUUGAGGCGGCAGCGGCAGCAGCAGCACAGAGCCAGCUUGAAACGACAAAAGUCUCGCCUGCGGAGACGGUAACCGAGGUCGGGCCUGCUGCGAUAGAGCAAACUCUUGCAGCGCACACCGAAGAUUAUAACGAGAAGGCUGGCACUUGGGUCGAGGUACCAGCCAAGGCCGAUCUCACAGCUGGAGUCAACAGAAAAAUGGAGAAACUGGAAGUGCAAGACAAUAUCGAGGCUAAGCUCACGCCAGAGAGCGCACCAGCAGAGGACGAUGGAGCUGACUCGGACGACGGAUGGAUCACACCUUCAAAUCUGAAGAAGCACCAGGCAAAGGACACCAAGAAAGUUCUGCCGACAACUGCCGCCGUCUCUCUCAAAGUGGCCAUGCUGACAUCCGAUUACGCCAUGCAAAAUGUUGCUCUGCGCAUCGGUCUCAACCUUCUCUCCCCAGCAAUGUCACGCAUCACACAGGUAAAAAACUGGGUGCUUCGCUGCCACGGCUGCUUCCAGAUUUGCAAGAAGAUGGAUCGCCAGUUCUGCCCCAAGUGCGGACAGGCAACGCUGACGCGGACUUCGUGUACCACGGCCGAUGAUGGCUCGUUCCAGAUCCACUUGAAACGCAACUUCCAGUGGAACAACCGUGGCAAUGUCUUCAGCAUACCCAAGGCUGUCGCAGGCACGGCCAGCGGUAAGCUGUCGUCCAAGAGCGCUGGCGGCAAGAACAACUGGGGUACGAAGCUUCUGUUUGCGGAGGAUCAGAAAGAGUACGAGAGGGCUGUGGAGGAGAAGCGUCGCGAGCGAAAGAAGGACUUGAUGGACGAAGACUAUAUGCCCAACAUAAUCACCGGCGAGAGAACUGGCAGCAAUGGCAAGCUAAGGUUGGGUCCUGGUCGUAGCGUCAACUCGAAGCGCGCCAGGAGCUAG
Verticillium nonalfalfae is the source of this 1419-nucleotide messenger RNA. RefSeq names its product Nin1 binding protein (gene NOB1). Gene Ontology annotation, molecular function: RNA endonuclease activity. Gene Ontology annotation, biological process: maturation of SSU-rRNA; ribosomal small subunit biogenesis. Gene Ontology annotation, cellular component: preribosome, small subunit precursor. NCBI's taxonomy places the organism in Eukaryota, Fungi, Ascomycota, Sordariomycetes, Glomerellales, Plectosphaerellaceae. The transcript has a single exon. Bases 1 to 1419 code for a protein of 472 amino acids. The record is from RefSeq and is a predicted model, not a curated record.